Messenger RNA from Nasonia vitripennis (jewel wasp), 729 nucleotides. It is a transcript of the gene Eh, whose product is annotated as eclosion hormone. Gene Ontology annotation, molecular function: ecdysis-triggering hormone activity. Gene Ontology annotation, biological process: neuropeptide signaling pathway; ecdysis, chitin-based cuticle. NCBI's taxonomy places the organism in Eukaryota, Metazoa, Arthropoda, Insecta, Hymenoptera, Pteromalidae. The record is from RefSeq and is a predicted model, not a curated record. The transcript is spliced from 3 exons. The coding region runs from base 121 to 372 and encodes 83 amino acids.
GAUAAUAGGCAUCGUAAAAUUGUGUUUUCUGGGCUUUAUAUAACUCGGCUUUUGUACGGCUAUUUAGUUCUUAGAAAAUUCGUAACCUGCAUACAUCUACUUAAUUUUUACUUGCUAAACAUGGUCCUCUCAAAGCGCCUACUCGUUGUUCUACUUAUGAGUUAUCUUGUUUUCCUCACGGUAGCGGCAGCACAUCCCUCCGUAGGUACGUGUUUCCGGAAUUGCUCGCAGAGUAAGAAGUUCCUAGGAAUCUACUUCGACGUGCAGCUCUGCGACGAAUAUUGCGUCAAGUUCAAAGGAAAGAUGACUCCAGACGUCGAGGAUCCCGACAGUCUGGCGCCAUUCAUCACGAAUUUAAACGAAGUUCAAUAAGGUCUCUCGGCAAGCCGUGCAGAUGACGGAGACGCCAAAGAAUAAGUGUGUGCAUAUUUUUUGCGAGCGUUCGACUGAUGUAAUUUUAAUUUUAUUUUGUACGGAAAUAGGAUGUACGAUUAUUUAUUUAUUUCUGCAAAUUUUAUUUUAUGUUACACGUACAAAUUAUCACUUAAAGUAUACUUAAUUAUCCUUUGUACAAAAUAUUGUGCAUCAGCUUACGAGAAAUAUCUAACUUUAUGUAAUGAUCUAGGCUAAUGAUGAUCCACAUUCUGGUAUUAUCGACAGCGUUUGCUUGAAUUCGAGCUGUUGUAUCUGCAAAGCAAAGAGAAUAAAUGUACGUUAUACAUAACUCAA